CGGGGAGGAGCCUAAAAGGGAUUGUGGGAGAAAAGGUUUUUCUUUUCCGUCUGGCGGCAGCCAUCAGGUAAGCCAAGAUGGGUGCUUACAAGUACAUACAGGAGUUAUGGAGGAAGAAGCAGUCCGAUGUGAUGCGCUUUCUUCUGAGGGUCCGCUGCUGGCAAUAUCGCCAGCUCUCUGCGCUCCACAGGGCCCCGCGUCCCACCCGGCCCGAUAAAGCGCGCAGGCUGGGAUACAAGGCCAAGCAAGGUUAUGUCAUCUAUAGAAUUCGAGUGCGCCGUGGUGGCCGCAAACGCCCCGUUCCUAAGGGUGCAACCUACGGCAAGCCUGUCCACCAUGGUGUUAACCAGCUGAAAUUUGCUCGAAGCCUUCAGUCAGUUGCUGAGGAGCGAGCUGGACGCCACUGCGGGGCACUGAGAGUCCUGAAUUCUUACUGGGUUGGUGAAGAUUCCACAUACAAAUUCUUUGAGGUUAUCCUCAUUGAUCCAUUCCAUAAAGCUAUCAGAAGAAACCCUGACACCCAGUGGAUCACCAAGCCCGUCCAUAAGCACAGGGAGAUGCGUGGGCUGACUUCUGCAGGCCGCAAGAGCCGUGGCCUUGGAAAGGGCCACAAGUUCCACCACACUAUUGGUGGUUCUCGCCGUGCAGCUUGGAGAAGGCGCAAUACUCUCCAGCUCCACCGUUACCGCUAAUCUGUGUAAUGUUUGUAAAAUUCAUACCUAAUAAACAAUUUAGGACAGUCAUGUCUACUUAAAAGUGUUCUUUGUUAAAGCAGUAGUUGUCUGCAGACUGUUUUCAUGAAUAUAUUGUCAAAUUAUGGAAGUUACAGUGCAAUAAUGUUUGAAGACUAUAAAGUGAUGGUGUAUCUUGUUUCUAAUAAGAUAAACAAUUUUGUCUUUGCUUUAUCUUAUUAGGGAGUUAUCUGUCAGUGUUUUAAAAUGCCAUACUGUCUGGUAUAAUAGGUGUAAAAUAAAUUCUUUAAAAGAGCACUGAAACUAGCUCUGUAGAUUUGUUUGGUGCAUGAAAACUUUAUUGUGAUAAAAUGCUCUCCUGGUUUA
Messenger RNA from Choloepus didactylus (southern two-toed sloth), 1058 nucleotides. It is a transcript of the gene RPL15, whose product is annotated as ribosomal protein L15. The record is from RefSeq and is a predicted model, not a curated record. NCBI's taxonomy places the organism in Eukaryota, Metazoa, Chordata, Mammalia, Pilosa, Megalonychidae. Bases 78 to 692 code for a protein of 204 amino acids. Gene Ontology annotation, biological process: cytoplasmic translation. The transcript has 4 exons. Gene Ontology annotation, cellular component: ribosome; cytosolic large ribosomal subunit. Gene Ontology annotation, molecular function: RNA binding; structural constituent of ribosome.